Trichosurus vulpecula (common brushtail) is the source of this 945-nucleotide messenger RNA. It is a transcript of the gene SDR9C7, whose product is annotated as short chain dehydrogenase/reductase family 9C member 7. Bases 1 to 945 code for a protein of 314 amino acids. The transcript has 4 exons. Gene Ontology annotation, molecular function: oxidoreductase activity. Lineage: Eukaryota; Metazoa; Chordata; Mammalia; Diprotodontia; Phalangeridae. The record is from RefSeq and is a predicted model, not a curated record.
AUGGGUGGCAUCAUGGACCUCUCUUUCAUGUACCGAUGGUUAAAGAACUUUAACCUGGUCCCAAACCUCUCUGACAAGUAUGUAUUCAUCACUGGCUGUGACUCUGGCUUCGGAAACCUUCUGGCUCGGAAACUGGACGAUCGAGGGAUGCGGGUGCUGGCUACCUGCUUCACUGAGGAGGGAGCCCAGGAACUCCGAAGGGCAUGCUCCCACCGGCUACAGAUCACCUUUUUAGAUGUCACCAAGACAGAGAGCAUCAAGGCAGCAGCCCAGUGGGUAGAUGCCCAAGUGGGAGAUCGAGGGCUCUGGGGUCUGGUGAAUAAUGCUGGAGUUGGCCUGCCCAGUGGCCCCAAUGAGUGGCUGACCAAAGAGGACUUUGUAAAGGUGAUAAAUGUGAACCUGGUGGGAUUGAUUGAGGUGACCCUGAACAUGCUGCCAAUGGUCAAGAGGGCCCGGGGCAGGGUCAUCAACAUGUCCAGCUCUGGGGGCCGAGUGGCCGUCAUUGGAGGUGGUUACUGCGUCUCCAAGUUUGGUGUGGAGGCCUUCUCUGACAGCAUCAGGAGGGAGCUCUAUUAUUUUGGAGUGAAAGUCUGCCUCAUUGAGCCUGGAAACUACCGGACCUCCAUUUUGGGCAAGGAGGACAUAGAACAGCACAUGCAAAAGCUAUGGGAGCGGCUGCCCCAGGAGACAAAGGAUAGCUACGGAGAGCAGUACUACUACCUUUACACCAAAAACUUAAAAAAUUUGACCAGACUGGCAGAACCGAAAAUCAGUGAGGUCACAGACUGUAUAGAGCAUGCCCUUACUUCUCGAAGUCCUCGGAUCCGCUAUAAUCCUGGCCUGGACGCCAAACUCCUCUACCUCCCACUGGCCAGCUUCCCCACAUGGCUGACGGACUUCAUUCUGAGCCGAUACCUCCCAAAGCCAGCAGACAGUGCCCUAUGA